GGCAGCGCCGGGGGGCGGCGGCGGCGGCGGCGGGCGAGCGGCCGCGCUGAGCCGAGCCGAUCUCGGGGGAGCCCCGGCCGCCGGCAUGGCCCGCUGGAUCCCCACCAAGAAGGAGAAGUACGGGGUCGCAAUCUACAAUUACCAUGCUGCCCAAGACGUGGAGCUCUCCUUGCAAGUGGGUGACACUGUGCACAUUCUGGAGAUGUAUGAAGGCUGGUACCGAGGCUACACACUCCGCAACAAAGCGAAGAAGGGCAUUUUCCCAGAGACUUACAUCCACCUGAAGGAGGCCACCGUGAGGGACCGGGGACAACAUGAAACAGUGAUCCCAAGUGAGCUGCCCCUUGGCCAAGAGCUCACCUCUACCCUGAGGGAGUGGGCAGUUAUCUGGCACAAGCUGUACGUGGACAACAAGACAACGCAGUUCAGGCACCUGCAGCAGCUGACCUACAGCCUGAUGGAGUGGAGGUCACAGAUCCUGUCCGGGACCCUGCCCAAGGAUGAGCUGGCUGAGCUGAAGAAGAAAGUCACUGCCAAGAUAGACUAUGGCAACAGGAUCCUGGGCUUGGACCUGGUGGUACGAGAUGACAAUGGGAACAUCUUGGACCCAGAUGAAACCAGCACCAUCUCUCUCUUCAAAACCCAUGAAACAGCAUCCAAAAGGAUUGAUGAAAGGAUCCAGGAAGAGAAGUCCCUCCAGCAGAGCCUGGAGCUGCGAGGGCAGGCAGUGUUCAACUCCACCCACACCUACAGCCUGUUCGUCAACUUCAAGAACUUCGUCUGCAACAUCGGCGAGGACGCAGAGCUCUUCAUGAGCCUCUACGACCCUGAGCUCUCCAAGUUCAUCAGUGAAAGCUACCUGGUCCGCUGGGGCAGCAAUGGGAUGCCCAAAGAGAUUGAGAAACUGAAUAACCUCCAAGCAGUCUUCACUGAUUUGAGCAGUUCUGACUUGAUCAGACCCAAAAUCAGCUUGGUGUGUCAGAUUGUGAGAGUGGGACACAUGGAGCUGAAGGAAGGGAAGAAGCACACCUGUGGACUCCGGAGACCCUUCGGGGUGGCAGUGAUGGACAUAACUGACAUCAUCCACGGGAAGGUGGACGAUGAGGAAAAGCAACAUUUCAUCCCAUUCCAGCAGAUUGCCAUGGAGACGUCCAUCAGGCAGCGGCAGCUGAUCAUGUCCCCGCUGAUGCCCUCCCAUGGCAUCGGGGAGAACGAGCCCCUCACUGCCAUCUUCAACAAGGUCAUCGCGGCCAAGGAGGUGAACCACAAAGGCCAAGGUCUCUGGGUCUCCCUGAAGCUGCUUCCUGGUGAUCUGGUGCAGGUGCAGAAGGAUUUUUCCCACCUUAUAGACAGAUCUACUGCUGUGGCUCGCAAAAUGGGCUUCCCUGAGAUAAUCCUUCCUGGGGACGUUCGCAAUGACAUCUAUGUCACCCUGCUGCAAGGGGAGUUUGACAAGGGCAAGAAGAAGACUCCCAAGAACGUGGAAGUCACCAUGUCUGUGCACGAUGAGGAUGGAAACCUCCAGGAGAAAGCUAUCCACCCUGGUGCUGGCUAUGAAGGUGUCUCCGAGUACAAGUCUGUUGUGUACUACCAAGUGAAGCAGCCUUGCUGGUAUGAAACUGUGAAGGUGUCCAUCGCCAUAGAAGAGGUCAGUCGGUGCCACCUGAGGUUCACCUUCCGCCACCGGUCCUCGCAGGAGUCCAGAGAUAAGUCUGAGAGAGCUUUUGGGAUGAGCUUCGUGAAGCUGAUGAACGCAGACGGAACCACACUGCGGGAUGGCAAACACAACCUGAUUGUCUACAAGGGUGACAACAAGAAAAUGGAAGAUGCCAAAUGCUAUUUAACUCUUCCUUGUACCAAAACGGAGAUGGAGGAGAAGGAGGGGAAGAAUCUGGCCAACUUCACCCCCACUAAAGACAGUACAAAAGACAGCUUCCAGAUUGCCACUUUGAUCUGCUCCACCAAACUGACCCAGAAUGUUGACCUGCUGGGCUUGCUGAACUGGCGUUCCAACUCGCAGAACAUAGCUCACAACCUGAGGAAGCUCAUGGAGGUGGAAGGAGGAGAAAUCGUGAAGUUCCUGCAGGACACCCUUGAUGCUCUCUUCAACAUCAUGAUGGAGAUGUCAGAAAAUGAAACCUAUGACUUCCUGGUGUUUGAUGCCCUGGUCUUUAUCAUCUCUUUGAUUGGAGACAUCAAGUUCCAGCAUUUCAACCCUGUGCUCGAAACCUACAUCUACAAACACUUCAGUGCAACCCUGGCAUAUGUGAAGCUCACCAAAGUGCUCAACUGUUACGUGGGGAGUGCAGAGGACUGCAGCAGGACAGAGCUGCUCUUUGCUGCGCUGAAGGCUCUCAAGUACCUGUUCCGGUUCAUCGUGCAGUCACGGAUCCUCUACCUGAGGUUUUAUGAGAAGAGUGAGGAUGGGGACGAGUUCAAGGACGCCAUCCACAGGCUGUUCCUGUCCUUCAACCAGCUCAUGGACCGGCCUCUGGAGGAGGCUGUCAAGAUUAAGGGUGCAGCUUUGAAGUAUUUGCCAAGCAUCAUAAAUGAUGUCAAGCUGGUGUUUGACCCUGUUGAGCUCAGCAUCCUCUUCAGCAAUUUCAUCCAGAGCAUUCCUGACAACCAGCUGGUUCGGCAGAAGCUGAACUGCAUGACCAAGAUCGUGGAGAGUGACCUGUUCAGGCAGGCUGAAUGCAGAGAUGCUCUCCUGCCGCUGCUGCUGGACCAGCUGAGUGGCCAGCUGGAUGACAAUGCCAGCAAGCCUGACCACGAGGCCAGCUCACAGCUGCUUAGCAGUGUUCUGGAAGUGCUGGAUCGGAAAGAUGUGGGCCCCACUGGUGAGCACAUCAGGCUGAUGAUGGAGCGGCUGCUGAGGAGGAUAAACCGCACCGUGAUCGGCAUGAGCCGGCAGUCCCCACACAUCGGCAUCUUCGUGGCCUGCAUGACAGCCAUCCUGAGGCAAAUGGAGGAUUCCCACUAUGACCAUUACAUCAGCACCUUCAAAACUCCCCAGGACAUCAUUGACUUCCUGAUGGAAACAUUCAUUAUGUUUAAGGAUCUGAUUGGGAAGAAUGUCUAUGCCCCUGACUGGAUGGUGAUGAACAUGAUGCAGAGCAGGGUUUUCCUCCGGGCAGUGAACCAGUUUGCCUCUGUCCUCAACCGGUCCUUUCUGGAUCAAACAAGCUUUGAACUCCAGCUCUGGAAUAACUAUUUCCACCUGGCAGUGGCCUUCCUCACUCAUGAAUCCCUCCAGCUGGAGACCUUCUCUCAAGCCAAACGCAGCAAGAUCAUCAAGAAGUAUGGGGACAUGAGGAAAGAAAUUGGCUUCAAAAUAAGGGAUAUGUGGUACAACCUGGGUCCCCACAAGAUCAAAUUCAUCCCAGCAAUGGUGGGGCCCAUCCUGGAGGUGACGCUGGUGCCGGAGCCGGAGCUGCGCAGAGCUACCAUCCCCAUCUUCUUCGACAUGAUGCAGUGCGAGUUCAACUUCAGUGGCAACAGGAGCUUCCACAUGUUUGAAAAUGAGUUGAUCACCAAGCUGGACCAGGAAGUGGAGGGUGGCCGAGGGGAUGAGCAGUACAAGAUUUUGCUGGAGAAACUCCUGCUGGAGCACUGUCGGAAGCACAAGUUCCUGGCUGCUCCUGGGGAGGUCUUUGCCCUGCUGGUCAGCAGCCUGCUGGAGAACCUGCUGGACUACAGGACCAUCAUGCACGACGAGAGCAAGGAGAACCGCAUGAGCUGCACGGUCAACCUGCUGAACUUUUAUAAGGAGAAGAAACGAGAGGACAUUUACAUCAGGUACCUCUACAAGCUGCGGGACCUGCACACAGACUGUGAGAACUACACCGAGGCAGCUUACACCCUGCUGCUCCACGCAGAGCUGCUGCAGUGGUCAGAGGAGCCCUGUGUCCCCCACCUCCUGCAGAGGGACAGCUACUGUGUCUACUCCCAGCAGGAGCUCAAGGAGAAGCUCUACCAGGAAAUCAUCUCCUUCUUCGACAAGGGCAAAAUGUGGGAAAAAGCCAUUCAGCUGAGCAAGGAGCUGGCUGACAUGUAUGAGAACAAGGUCUUUGAUUAUGAGGGGCUUGGCCAUCUCCUGAAGAAGAGAGCUGCUUUCUAUGAGAACAUCAUGAAGGCCAUGAGGCCCCAGCCAGAGUACUUUGCUGUUGGAUACUAUGGGCAGGGCUUCCCCUCCUUCCUCCGGAACAAAAUUUUCAUCUACCGUGGCAAAGAGUACGAGCGGAGGGAGGACUUCAACCUGAAGCUGCUGACCCAGUUCCCCAGUGCUGAGAAGAUGACCAGCACUGCUCCCCCAGGGGAGGAGAUCAGGUCUUCUCCUAAACAGUAUGUGCAGUGCUUUAUUGUGAAGCCUGUGAUGAACCUGCCACCUAAUUAUAAAGACAAACCAGUUCCUGAGCAGAUCCUAAACUACUACAGAGCCAACGAGGUGCAGCAGUUCAUCCACUCCCGACCCCUCAGGAAGGGGGAAAAGGACCCUGACAACGAGUUUGCUAACAUGUGGAUAGAAAGGACAACCUACACCACAGCCUAUUCGUUUCCAGGCAUCCUCAAGUGGUUUGAAGUCAAACACACCACAACGGAGGAGCUGAGCCCCCUGCAGAACGCCAUCGAGACGAUGGAGCUGACCAACGAGAAGAUCAGCAACAUGACCCAGCAGCAGGGCUGGGACCGCAGCCUGCCUGUGCACCCCCUCUCCAUGCUGCUGAGCGGCAUCGUGGACCCCGCGGUCAUGGGCGGCUACACCAACUACGAGAAGGCCUUCUUCACAGAGAAGUAUCUUCAGGAACAUCCUGAAGAUCAAGAUAAAAUUGAGCUGCUGAAGCACCUGAUUGCUCUGCAGAUGCCACUGUUGGCAGAAGGGAUUAGGAUCCACGGCGAGAAGCUGACGGAGCAGCUGAAGCCUCUGCACGACAGACUGACAGCCUGCUUCAAAGAGCUGAGGAGGAAGGUGGAGAAGCAGUACGGGGUGAUAACUCUGCCUCCCUCCCUGACGCAGCGGAAGCCGAGCAGGGCAGGCUCUGUGGUGCUGCCCUACAUCAUGGCCUCCACCCUGCGGCGCCUCUCUGUCACCUCACUGGCAUCUUCUGUGGCCUCCACAUCCUCUGCCUCGUCGGACAGCACCUCCUCCAGGCCAGGCUCAGACGGCUCUAUCCUGGAGCCUCUCUUGGAGAGAAGAACAUCAACAGCUUCCAGAGCUGAGGAGCUGCCCAUGAGGGACGAUGCUGAUAACCGCAUCUGCAAGCUGAAACGGAAGGAGUGGAGUCUCAGCAAGUCUCAGGUCAUUGUAGAGAAGGAGCCAGAACUGGAACUGACCUCCAAAAUGGGUAUGUCUGGGAAGGCACAAAGGCCAAAGAGUCUGCAGUUAGGAGACAACAGACUGACUCUGCUUCAGAGUUCUUCACUCCAGCAGUCAAGCACUCAGAGCCCACCACCCAUCACCCCCAAAACCCCAAGAACCCAAAGCUUCCCCUCACUGCAAGCCGAUGGGUUGGCAACCGCUGGCUUACCGAGCACUCCACCUCCCCCUCCACCCAAAAGCAAACCCUACGAGAACAGCAACCCCAGGAACUCUGCCGAGGUUGCUCCACCACUACCCAGCAGACGUGAAGCCAAACCUCCUCCCCCACCCCCCAAAACCAGAAAAUCCAGCGUGGUCUCUUCAGAGCAGGGACUGCAGUGAGGAUCCUCUCUGGCUGCUCUGGCAGAAGACCCUGGAGUGCAGUGGCUGCUUUCUCUCUGCUGGCAUGCUGGGGCUGGCCAGCCCCACAGCCUGGGGACCUCCCAGCCACAGCCCUGGGACUUUGCUGUGGGGAAUACCAGGAGGAGCUGUUGUGGCUGCGUUCCCUGUCCUCUGGUUUGCCUUUCCAGUGAUGAGACUCCAGUCACAGAGCAAUUGCCCUGCUGCAAUUCCUCUCUCUGGGCUUGUCCUGAGGUUUUCUCACUGCUGCAAUUCCAGGAGCUCAUUCCCAGUCUGAAGCUGUCACAGUGGUGAUUUGCACCAGGGAAGCCACUCCAGGGUCAGAGGUGUCCUGCAGUGCUUUGCGGCUGUCUGGAGGCUUCUCCUGUGCCUGCAGCACACCGAGCCCUGGCUGGCAGGAAGAGGAACUGAUCACAGCCAUUCUGAAGCCAUGAAGCUCCUGAGGGGACAGAUGCUGGGGGGUGUUGUGCAGUCUCCUAAGCACCUCGAGUGCAGGCAACGACCUGAGCGUUGUCAGCAGGACUCUUGGCUCUGCAGUCAGCUGGUUACGGUGAAGUGCAACCAUCCUGUCCUCACCUCUGCUGCAGUGGUGGCAGCUGCCCACUCCCAGGGGAGAAUUCAGGCUCCCCAGCCCUUUGUCAGAAGCUCUCUGCUGAGCCUGGGUCUAACACUACCGAGCAGUUGGUGUUCCUGAGCUGUCACCUGCUUGGUUUGUGCUUGCGUCCCAGAGCUGGUGCUGAGCUCCAGCCUUGUGCUCUCUAGAGGCUGUCAGAAGUUGCCUCUGCACCCCUGCUCUGCUCACAGGGUUUAUCACUGAAGUUCUCUGGGCCUAGUGAGAGUUUUUCUCAGCAAAGCCUUUUCCAGGCAAGCCUCAAGGCAGUGCAGCUUGCUUGGGCUCUUCUCUUCUCCUCUUCUCACACAUUCCUUUGGCUUCAGCAUGGCUCCAGCUGCAGCAGCCUGCAGGAGCUGCCCUUGCUCUGUGCCUGGCUCUGCAGAGCAGAUUGCUGUCAGCACAGGGUUGUCUUGGAUGCACAGGACAGGCUGGAGCCCCUCUGGAAGCUGCAGUGCAGUCACAUCAGAUACAUCCACGCCUGUGUGCUGGGGCUGCUGGGCUGCUGCCUCCUCAGGGGAAAGCUUUGAGCCUUUCUGGACAGGUUGCCCAUGGCUCACUCCCUCUCUGAGUGCACUGUGAGACUUGUCAGCUCCACACUCUGUGUUUGGACACAGACACUGCUUGACUUGAGCCCCACAGGCUUUUCUUGUCUCCAUUUUCUGUCCACCUCUUCCUGCUGUAAGCUCUGUCUGCCUUCUGCACACAUGAACUGGAGGAACCUCUGCAGCUCCUUCACUCAGCAACCCACUUUCUGUCUUUGGUCAGAGCUGUGCUUCAGGCAGCACAGCAGGAUGUGGUCUGGGUCUCACACAGCACCCAGCAGUACCUCUUGAUCACUUGUGCCUUGCCUGUAUCUGCCUUUUCCUUCACUCUUGGCUACGUUUCCUUCUCAGGGCAGGUUUGCUUUGAGCUGCUUUGGUAACCACUCAGCAGGAGCAAAGGAGACUUUGCUGCAGUCCCAGCUGAUGCUCUGGCAGGUUGGAGCAGACAAACCACUUUGGGUGUUUUGGGUCCAAGUGACUUCUUUGACCCAGCUUUAGUAUCUUUAACCUAUUUCUCUACCUUGUACCUCCACCAAGGCUUUUGUUUCAUGGAGGGAGCUGCUCCCUGCACAGAAACUUCAUGGGAGGAAGUCUGCUCGGAGAGGAGCUGCUCUGUGGCUGUCCUUUAGCAGGAGGAGGCUUGGCUCUGGCUGCUGCAGAGCACUUGGCUUGUGCAUGGCUAACUGUCCUCUCCCUUCCUUGGGGCUGGCCUAGAUGAUCUUCAGAGGUCCCUUCCAACUCCAACUACUCUGUGAGUUCUCCUCUGCUUUGGAUCAUGCAGCUGCCAGGGUUACAGUUCUGCUGGUGGAGGACUCCUUUGCUGGGGAGGAAUCUGCUCAGCACUUGUUUGCAGGAGCUUUUAGUUAAACCCUGCCAGGCUCCAGAAGUGCUCCAGUCCACACUGGGGGCAGAGGGAAGCAGGCAGCUUUGCCUGGCAGUGGGUUAUUGGCUUGGGAAGAAGCACUGAAUCCAGUGGGAGCAGCUCUGACACCUGCAGGGUGAUUGGCUUGGGAAGGGACACUGGAUCCAGUGGGAGCAGCUCUGACAUCUGCAGGGUGAUUGGCUUGGGAAGGAACACUGGAUGCAGUGGGAUCAACUCUGACACCUGCAGGGUGAUUGGCUUGGGAAGGGACACUGGAUCCAGUGGGAGCAGCUCUGACACCUGCAGGGUGAUUGGCUUGGGAAGGGACACUGGAUCCAGUGAGAGCAGCUCUGACACCUGCAGGGUGAUUGGCUUGGGAAGGGACACUGGAUCCAGUGAGAGCAGCUCUGACACCUGCAGGGUGAUUGGCUUGGGAAGGGACACUGGAUCCAGUGGGAGCAGCUCUGUCAGCUGCAGGGCUUUGAAAGCUUGCAGCAGUGACCUCCAGACUGUGCCCCCAGAUCUGCAGGGAGUUUGAAGCCUCAGAUCCUCACUCCUUAUUUAUUUUUGUGCUUGUAAAUGGAAGCAGGAACUUGGAGCUGCCUGAUUCAGCUGUGGUUGGGGUGGUGGUGAAAGCAUUCCUGGCCCAUUGCUGCUCCCUCUUGCAUUGGUUCAGCUCAUUAAAAACUACUUUCUUACUUCUGCUGUUGCAGACUCAAUUCUUUAGCAGACCAGAAUGAGCCUUUCCUAGGACUAGGUAAAAUAAAGCAGAAAUAGGCUGUCAGGGGCUCCUUGGCAGGAGAGGAGCUUGCCCAAAGCACAGGAUUUCACCUGCUCCUCUCAGUGUUAAAGCCCUUUUAGAGCAGGAUGGGCACUGCAGAGGCUGCUCCAAGGGCUACAGGGGCGGCUGAGCAAAGGGUGAACAGGUUCUCUCGGUGCUGUGUUGGGCUGACUGCUGGCACUGGGAUCCCUGCAGCUGCUUGGAGCCUGUUUUUCACGUGCAGGCUUUGUGUGUUUGAGGCAGAGGUGCAAGGCCUCAGCAGGCUGCAGUUCAGCCCCACUAAGUGGCUUUAAUUGAUGUUGUCUUUUCACUGCUGGCAUCGUAAAGGUUUAGUGACAGCACAGACCCUGGGACGUGUUUGUCUUCAAUCCAGGAGGAUGUGGAUGUCAUGGAACAUGUCUGUGAGUGGAGAUCCUGGAGGUAGGUGAUGGCUUAGUGCCAAGCCCCACCUCUGAAGACUGCAGACAUCACCUGGGCUUCCUUUCUUCCUCUUAGAGCAGCUGAAUGAGGAACCAGAACAGCUCCUAGCCUGGCUCUGAGGGCAGUGCAGGAGGGAGCCUGGGGGUGGGAGCCUGCACCUCCCUGGGCAGUUGGCACCUGGGUCACUAACUGUGAGGCAAGGGCUAGAGAUGCUCCUGGUGUGCCCCUGUCACCUUUGUAAAUACCUUCCUCCAAUAAAUGAGCGAAGCCAGAGCACAGAGGGGGCUGCACUGCAGCAGGAAGCUGGCUCUUGGCUUCUCCUGA
Messenger RNA from Pogoniulus pusillus (Red-fronted tinkerbird), 9261 nucleotides. RefSeq names its product dedicator of cytokinesis 5 (gene DOCK5). NCBI's taxonomy places the organism in Eukaryota, Metazoa, Chordata, Aves, Piciformes, Lybiidae. Gene Ontology annotation, molecular function: guanyl-nucleotide exchange factor activity; small GTPase binding; GTPase activator activity. Gene Ontology annotation, biological process: cell migration; myoblast fusion; small GTPase-mediated signal transduction. Gene Ontology annotation, cellular component: plasma membrane; cytoplasm. Bases 86 to 5701 code for a protein of 1871 amino acids. The record is from RefSeq and is a predicted model, not a curated record. The transcript is spliced from 52 exons.